Messenger RNA from Nannospalax galili (Upper Galilee mountains blind mole rat), 2747 nucleotides. RefSeq names its product zinc finger protein 420-like. Lineage: Eukaryota; Metazoa; Chordata; Mammalia; Rodentia; Spalacidae. The record is from RefSeq and is a predicted model, not a curated record.
CAAAGAGCCCUGCAAUGUGAAGAGAGGGGAGACUGUAGCCAAGCAGAACCCAACUCCUAGAAGACAUCAGAGGGUGCAUAAUGUAGAGAAACACUGCAAAUAUGAAGAUGACAGGUCCUUUAUUUCAAUGUCAAGUUUGAAAAUACAUCAGGGAAAUCAUACUGGAGGAAAACCCCACAAAUGUGAGGAAUGUGACAAGUCCUUUAUUGAAAUGUCAACUCUUAAAAGACAUCAGCGAAUACAUACUGGCAAGAAAUCCUACAAAUGUGAAGAAUGUGGCAAAUGCUUUAGUCGAACAUCACAUCUUAGAAUACAUCAGCGGAUACAUACUGGAGAGAAACCCUACAGAUGUCAAGAAUGUGUCAAGUCUUUUAGUCGAAUGUCAAAUCUUAGAGGACAUCAGCGGAUACAUACUGGAGAGCAACCCUACAGGUGUGAAGAAUGUGGAAAGUCCUUUAGUAGAAUGUCAAGCCUUAGAAGACAUCAGGCAAUUCAUACUGGAGACAAACCCUACAAAUGUGAAGAAUGUGUCAAGUCCUUUAGUUGCAUGCCACAUCUUAGAAGACAUCAGCGAAUGCAUACAGGAGAGAAACCCUACAGAUGUGAAGAAUGUGGCAAGUCUUUUAGUGAAAUGUCAAGUCUUAGAGCACAUCAGCGGAUACAUACUGGAGAGAAACCCUACAGCUGUGAAGAAUGUGGCAAGUCAUUUAGUCAAUUGUCAAAACUUAGAAGACAUCAGCGAAUACAUACUAGAGAAAAACCCUACAGAUGUAAAAAAUGUACCAAGGCCUUUACUCUUAUGUCAACAUUUCAAUUUCAUCAGCGAAUGCAUACCGGAGAGAAACCCUACAAAUGUGAAGAAUGUGGCAAGACCUUUAGUCAAUUGUCAAGUCUCAGAGCACACCAGCGGAUACAUACUGGAGAGAAACCCUACAGAUGUGAAGAAUGUGGCAAGUCCUUUAGUCAGUUGUCAAGUCUUAGAACACAUCAGCGAAUACAUAGUGGAGAGAAACCCUACAGAUGUGAAGAAUGUGGCAAGUCCUUUAGUCAGUGGUCAAGUCUUAGAACACAUCAGCGAAUACAUACUGGAGAGAAACCCUACAGAUGUGAAGAAUGUGGCAAGUCCUUUAGUCGAAUGUCACAACUUAGAGAACAUCAGCGAACACAUACUGGAGAGAGACCCUACAGAUGUGAAGAAUGUGCCAAGGCCUUUACUCAUAUGUCAACAUUUCAAUUACAUCAGCGAAUGCAUAAAGGAGAGAAACCCUAUAAAUGUGAAGAAUGUGGCAAGUCCUUUAGUAAAUGGUCAAAUCUUAGAGCGCAUCAGCGAAUCCAUACUGGAGAGAAACCCUACAGAUGUGAAGAAUGUGGCAAGUCCUUUAGUGAAAUGUUAGUCCUUAGAGUACAUCAACGAAUACAUACUGGAGAGAAACCCUACAAAUGUGAAGAAUGUGCCAAGUCCUUUUCCUUUAGUCGAAUGUCACAUCUUAGAGUACAUCAGAGAAUACAUACUGUAGAGAAACCUUACAAAUGUGAAGAAUGUGGCAAGUCCUUUGGGGAAGUAUCAGCUCUUAGAGUACAUCAACGAAUACAUACUGGAGAGAAACCCUACAGAUGUGAAGAAUGUGGCAAGUCCUUUAGUCAAAUAUCACAUCUUAGAAGACAUCAGCAAAUACAUACUGGAGAGAAACCCUACAGUUGUGAAGAAUGUGACAUCUUUAUGGUGAUCUCAACUUAUAAGGCACAUAAGAGAAUUCAUAUUGGAGAGAAUCCCUACAAAUGUGAAGAAUGUAAGAAGUCCUUUUAAAAAUAUAUCUCAUCUUAGAGCACAUCUCUCAUGUCUCAUACAUGAGAGAAACCCUACAAACAUAAAGCAUGUAACAAGUCCUUUAGUUGUAUGUCAUAUUUAAUCUUUUUUCAGAGAAUUCAUACUGGAAAGUAACCAUUUUGAUAAGAUGAAUUUGACAAACUGAGAGCUCAGCACAUAGAAGACAUCAGAGGAUUCAUCCUGGAGAGAAACUCACAAAUGAAAAGGUUUUGAGAAGUCCAUUGUAUUUCAACUCUUAGAGAACAUCAAAGAAGUUACAAUAAAGGGGGACAGUGUAAUGUAAGGAAUGUGGCAAUUUCUUUAAUCAUAUGUCAAAUGGUAACAGUUAUCAAAAACUCAUACUAAGGAGAUAGGUUACAAUUGCUCAGAAUGUGGUACAUCCUUUACCCUGGACUCAAUACUUAGAAUAAAAUAUAGAAUCCUUACUAAAGGGAUAUGUUUAAAAUUCUGGAAAAUGUUAAAACACUUAUAUUUAUAUAUUACAAAACUUUAUAGUGUGCUGAAAGAAAACUUAGAAUUAAGUAAAAAACUGCAAAAUCUCCAAUCAAAAUUUAUUUUAAUUCAUAUUUGUGAGAAACUAGCAACAUAAAAAAUGUGAGAAAGCAUUCACUUUGCGAUACAGUUGUGUUGAAUAUCACAGAAUCCUUAUGUAUACAAAAUCUGCAGAUAAAAAUCAUGUCAGCCACCAUUUACAAGUGGCUCCUGUCUUAGGAAAUAUCAGGGAUUUCAUAGUGAACAGGAACCUCACAGAAUUCAAAGAUUAAUACCUCAUUAUCUACUCUCAGAGAAUACACUGUAUCAAUAAAGCAUCUAAGUGUCAAUGAAUUGCCACAUAUUCUCUCAAGAGCAUGUGAAAUGUUAACCCAUGUAUGUGACUUGGAAAAUCCUAAAGUGUAUGAAGUAGCAGUAUAUAUUUAUC